Molecule: messenger RNA, 1310 nt
Organism: Calypte anna (Anna's hummingbird)
Lineage: Eukaryota; Metazoa; Chordata; Aves; Apodiformes; Trochilidae
Gene: AP4S1
Product: adaptor related protein complex 4 subunit sigma 1
Exons: 6
Coding region: 470-904 (144 amino acids)
Biological process (GO): protein transport; vesicle-mediated transport
Cellular component (GO): intracellular membrane-bounded organelle
Source: RefSeq, a predicted model, not a curated record
GGCGCAGCGCCCUUGGCACCGCCGGGGGCUGCCGCUGUCUGUCUCUUUUUCUGUCGUGCUGCCGACGCCCGCCUAAGGCCACCCCGCAGUCGGCGAUCGGCGCCAUGAGGAAGGGGCGGGCCCCGCACGGCUCACGGCCCGGCCCCGGCAGGGACGGUGUCGGGUAUGGCGCUCCCGGGCCCGCCCGCCACAGGGGAGCGCAGCGCGGCCCGGCCCGGCCCGGCCGUUUCCGUCCGCUCCGAAGUGGAAAGCGGAAGCGGUGGUGUGUGGCGGGGACCCUCGGCUCCGCGCUGUCGGGAGUAGCGGAGGCCCUCGGCAGUCCGUGGGAGUGGUCCCGGGACGGGGUCUGCGAGUCAAUACGCGCAGGUUGAUAAAACUCUGCGCGGUGUCACGGUGCCUCGAGGAGAAAUACUCUUCUUGAGUCCUGCACCCCCUAUUCAAACUUAACGCUGAGACCAACAAACAAGAAAUGAUAAAAUUUUUUCUUAUGGUAAACAAACAAGGUCAAACAAGGCUCUCCAGAUACUAUGAGCACAUUGAAAUUAAUAAACGGGCAAUGCUGGAAGCUGAAGUAAUCAAACACUGUCUCUCUCGUUCCAAGGAUCAGUGCUCUUUCAUUGAGUAUAAGGACUUCAAGCUGGUGUACAGACAGUAUGCAGCCCUUUUUGUAGUUGUUGGAAUCAACGAGACAGAGAAUGAGAUGGCAGUAUAUGAACUAAUUCAUAAUUUUGUGGAAGUUUUGGACAAAUACUUCAGCAGAGUGAGUGAAUUAGAUAUCAUGUUCAAUUUGGAUAGAGUGCACAUCAUUCUAGAUGAAAUGGUGCUAAAUGGCUGCAUCGUGGAAACGAACAGGAACAGAAUUCUUGCCCCUCUGCUUGUGCUUGACAAAGUGGCAGAAAGCUAGGAAGAUGCAAGACUGAUUACAGCAUUUUACAAGUGGUGAAACCAUCAAGAGAAUGCCAACAGCACUCAUCUGAUAUCCUAAGAUCAACUCAUGCAAUACUCAAAUUAGCUGGAAAGUAUUUCCUGUUUCUCCUAUACCCUACGUACCUAAUGGGAAGAUACAGCUAAACAAAGUGGAACCUUUCACUUCAGAUGCAGCUUUUCUGACACAGCAGGCAGCUUUCUAGAACAGUCAACAUUUCAAAAAAAUCAACUGGGGUUAAGUAAUGGCAACUUACACAUGACCGUGUAGGUAUCACUUGGAAUCACAUAGCUUUGUGCCAGACCCAGAAGAAGACAGAAAAUGUGGAAAUAAAACUCAGCUCUUCUAUAUAAAGUACAAAAAUAAAGUUGAUGCUUAAAAGGAA